GUUCUCUGGCGGAAGUGCGCUCUAGGCUUUUUUAGUGUGGAAGCGUUCACUUGAUGGUCACGCGUUGUAGAAUUGUAUUCCGCGCGAGCGUCAUGCCAUUGAAAAUGAAUGCGGAUUGAAGAGUUGCGCGGGGAGAGCGUUUGUUUUGCGGUGUAGACGUGAGACGAAUAUGGGCAGUUGAAACUCGUGGAACGAAAGGUUGAAUGGUUACUUUAUAUCCCUCGCCAAAGUGUUACUGUAACCGGAUUGAGGGAAGUUAAAGGGGCUUUUCAGCCUCACUACAGUAACAGGAUCUUGAGGGGAGCUGCGCUGCGUGCUAAUGAGCUACAUGGGACAUACUUUGAAUUAUUUAAUUGCGGCUCGCGCAAGCGCGUAUUGAGUAUAACGACGCGCAGAUGGUAGACUAAAGCGCGUUCAUGGAAAACGGACACAUUUGCGCUUGGGAAGGUAAAAACUGACACCGUGUCGAGGGCGUUUGGCCCCUCUCGUCAUGCGACGGUGGGGGAGGAUCGGAGCAGGGACCUCGCAGCGGAUUUCAUGUUUCGCAACAAUGUUAAUGCCCCAUAGCGAGGGAUUAUAAGGCCUCAAAAUGACAAUUGGUUUCCAAACGCGCACUCGAGAAGUUGCGUAAAGAGUUUUUUCAGCGAAUAUCUAUCGAUAAUAACCAAAGUAGAGCGCCCAAUUAAAUCUAAACUCAUUAAACGGCCAUGUAUAUAUCAAGUAGCUAUCGUUGAUUGCAGCAUGCCAAGUCUAUGAUCUGCAUCAUUUGCUCGAAUUGAUCAGGGAACCAUUUCGGAAGCUUUUUGUGUAUCUUAACGCGUCUUUAUGUGUGAAGUUAUUUUGUGGUCCUCUGCGCAAAUGGCGUCUUUCCCAGACUCCGACCUGCAAACAUGUCCGCUGUGCAAGGAGCUGUGCGGCUGCUCUGCUCCGAUCUCCUCCAAUUCAUCUACCUCCUCCUCGUCCUCCCAGACCUCCAGCUCCUCAUCUACCUCAUCCACCAGGAGGCUGCACGUCUUGCCCUGUUUGCACGCCUUCUGCAGGCAAUGCCUGGAGGGCCACAGGAGCCCAGGUGACCCUCUGAAGCUCAGAUGCCCCACAUGCGACCAAAAAGUGUCUCUGUCGGAAUCAGGCGUUGACGCGCUACCUUCCUCCAACUUUCUCUUCAGCAACCUGCUGGAUGUGGUGGUCUCUGCUGAGGAACAGGGCAAGAACGGUCGGCCUUCAUCGGUGGUCCAUCACGGUGGUCUUCUGAGACCCCAGCACCUCUCAGACCCUCAGUGCAGCUCCUGUGAUGAGGGCAACCCCGCUACCUCCCACUGCCUGGACUGCCAGGAGUACCUGUGCGAUAACUGCGUCAGGGCCCAUCAGAGGGUCCGACUCACCAAAGACCACUUCAUCGAGAGUUUACACCUGGUCAACCGCACCAACAACUCCAACACCCCGAUCAACAUCUCCCAGUCCUUCCAUAACAGCUUCUCCAUGCUGAAUGUGUUCCAGGAGAGGAUGGACUUCUGCCAGCAGCACGAUGACGCGGUGCUGCGUUUUUUCUGUGACAGCUGCGGAGUGCCGAUUUGUAGAGAGUGCAGCUUGGGCAGACAUGCGGGUCACAGUUACACCUACCUGCAGGAAGCACUGCAGGACUCCAGAGCGCUGACCAUCCAGCUGCUCGCAGACGCACAGCAGGGCAGACAGGCUGUACAGCUGAGCAUCGAGAAAGCCCAGGCCAUUGCUGAACAGGUAGAGCUGAAGGCUAAGGUUGUUCAGUCAGAAGUAAAAACCAUCACUCUUCGUCAUAAAAAAGCUCUGGAGGAACGUGAGUGUGAGCUGCUCUGGAAGGUGGAGAAGAUUCGCCAGGUGAAGGCAAAAUCACUUUACCUGCAGGUCGAGAAACUACACCAAAAUCUCACCAAGCUGGAUAGUACUAUCUCCACAGUGACGCAGGUUCUAGAAGAGGGUCGUAGCAUAGAUGUCCUGCUAGCGCGAGAGCACAUGCUAAACCAGCUACAGGAGCUUAAAUCCCUCCGCUGCAUCCUACAGCCCCAAGAAGACGAUCGCAUCAUGUUUACCCCUCCAGACCAGGCUCUUCUGAUUGCCAUCAAGUCGAUGGGCCUCAUCAGCAGCGGAGCCUUCGCCACAGCUUCCAAAGCUCAUGGUGAAGGUCUCAAGAGAGCGCUGCAAGGAAAGCUAGCUUCCUUUACCGUCGUAGGGUAUGAUCAUGACGGUGAGCCUCGGUUGUCCGGUGGUGAUAGCGUCUCAGUUGUGCUUAUGAGUCAGGAUGGCCAUCUGUCCAGCGCAGAUGUUUCAGACCACCAAGAUGGAACAUACACUGUCAGCUAUCUACCCAAGAGCGAGGGGGAGCAUUUGCUCUCUGUGCUUAUAUGCAAUCAGCACAUUGAGGGAAGUCCUUUCAAAGUGAUGGUCAAAUCUGGUCGCAGUUACGGCGGUGUUGGACUGCCCAUUGCAUCUUUCGGAGGAGAGGGCGAUGGGGACGGGCAGCUGUGUCGACCUUGGGGCAUCUGCGUGGAUAAGGAGGGCUAUGUGGUGGUUGCUGACCGAAGCAACAACCGUGUGCAGAUCUUUAAGCCUUGUGGCACAUUCCACCACAAGUUUGGCACUUUGGGGUCACGACCAGGCCAGUUUGACCGCCCUGCUGGGGUCGCCUGUGACAGCCAGAGAAGAAUCAUUGUGGCAGAUAAGGACAAUCACCGCAUCCAGAUCUUCACCUUUGAGGGUCAGUUUAUCCUCAAGUUUGGUGAGAAGGGAACCAAAAAUGGACAGUUCAACUAUCCAUGGGAUGUGGCCGUCAACUCUGAAGGCAAGAUCCUGGUUUCUGAUACACGCAACCACCGCGUGCAACUCUUUGGACCAGAUGGGACUUUCCUCAACAAAUACGGAUUCGAAGGUGCCCUCUGGAAACAUUUUGAUUCGCCUCGCGGUGUGGCCUUCAAUCAGGAAGGCCACCUCGUUGUCACGGACUUCAACAAUCAUCGGCUGCUUGUCAUCAGGCCGGACUGCCAGUCAGCACGCUUCCUGGGGUCAGAGGGAACCGGAAAUGGCCAGUUCUUGCGGCCGCAAGGUGUAGCUGUGGACCAAGAGGAUCGCAUUAUCGUGGCAGACUCCCGCAACCAUCGCAUUCAGGUGUUCGAACCCAACGGCAACUUUUUAUGCAAGUUUGGGACACACGGUAACGGCUUUGGGCAAAUGGAUCGCCCCUCUGGUAUAGCGGUUACUCCAGAUGGAAUGAUCGUGGCUGUGGACUUUGGAAACAACCGAAUCCUCAUGUUCUGACCUUUUUAAGGUUUGAAAUACCAAACUGUAGGCGUGGACAAAUAGAAAAGGAGAUUUUGCACAUCUGUCUGUCAGGAGCAAACGCAGUUUGAUUUAGCGAGGUGACGAGCUGUAGGGACUUGAUAGUUCUGUAUGAUUCUCAGUGAUCGUGUAACUCCAAAUGCUUGCCGUUACAGCACACAGUUUUGGCUGCUGCAAUCGGAGAGUGUUUUACUCUUGGUAUGUGUCUUCAAAUCUUUUUUUUUUCUUCUCAGGGAAUUUCUUGCAUUCUUGAAAUAUUUUCUCUCUGUAUUACACCUACCUCAUAUAGCUUAUGUAUGAAUGUACUCGCGUUUGUGCAGAGACCUAGUCCGUGAAGUUUUAUAAAGAAACGUCUACCUCAGUGUUUUUUUUGUGUGUGUAAAAUGUGAGAAAAAAAAAAAAUGAAACAAAAUGAAGCAAUGUUUGGGUAUUUGCACAGUUCGCACAAUUUUUUCCUGAUUGUUACUCUGUGCACAGAACGCAAGUUAUAUCCCUGAAUGUUUCUCGUAACGAUUGAUAAAAACAAAGCUGCAUGUUUUGGCAGAAACAUUAGGAUAAGGUUUUGAUAUAUCUUCUGCUAUGUUUUCUUUUUUUGAAUUUUGUGUACAUUUUAAAUCAGGCUUAAUCUUUUUCUCGUACCUCAUUUAAACCUUAUACCUCAUUUACCGCAUUAUACCUCUGGGUCCAUGAGCCUCAUUACAUUUACCUCACUUUGUGGUCCUUGAAAAAAAGUGAAAAAUAUGCAAGCCGUUACCAAAAAUGAAUGCUGUAUAACUGAUGAAAGAGACUGAUAAAUAAGACAAACGACCUGAACUUAGUUAUUUAAUAAGACCCUCAUGAUGUAAUCAAGAGUUUUGCUCUGACUAUGAGAAAUAUGAGAACAUAUACCUGUGAUUAUUUUAAAUGAUACAAGAGUGAAUUGGAGGCUGUUCUUUAAAGAAGAUCUUCAGAUAGGUUUUAUUUUUGGGGAGGGAAAAAUUUAAAGAAUGUAGACACUAAAUGGAAUAUCUAAGUGUAAAAAUGACCUAGCCCUUAUUUUUGUGUUUCUAUAGUUUAGUUUUCUUUCAUAUGCAGUAUUUAGGCAAGUUAAAGUUGAUCGACACAAAUGGCAAACAAGGAUGUAAUCCAAUUCCUCUCAGACUAAAGAUUUUUUUUUUAUUAUUAAAUAUAUAUUUAUAGUGUUCUUUCAGCAUUGAGGCCAAGUUCAUAAGAGUCUCAUUUCAACCAGCUGCAUUAGAUCACAAGUUUUAGAUCAAAAGCUUUUUGUUGUUUUAUUGAUUACAGCAUGGCCUACAGUGCUUCCUGUGCCCGUUUAAGAAAGAUCCCCAGGGAGACUAUUCACUAUAUCAGUUUAACAUCAUUUGAAAAUACUUAGAAUCAAUUGAGCCCAGUUUGAAAUGUGGGUAACCACUUUAAAGUGUUGUUUGCUUCUGUGUUCAAUUGAUUAAAAGAAGAAAAAAAAGGACGCAAAGUAUUUGGGAAAAAAUUAAUAUAUAAAUAUAAAGCACUGGUAUACAGCGGAACAAAAGCACAUGGCUCUCCCAUUAUAGUCUGCCUAAACUUCUCAUUUAAGCUUGUUUAUGAGCGACAGGAAAGUGUAUCUUACCAAUGUUGUGUCGUAACUCAAUAAGAUUGUUUUUCCUUUCUGGUAUUGAGUGGUCCAUGAAAAUGUGUAUGUUCCUGUUCUUGCAAGCACCAUGUUUUUGGACAUUUUGAAGUGGGUGAGCUUUAUACAAACUUCUUUCUGAACGUAUGCAGUGCUGCCUUGUUCAAACAUAUGUGUGGCAGGCCCACUUACAGAACCAGUAUUGUAAUAUUAAUCUUUGGGGUUAAUUUGCAUGUCCAGUUCUGUUUUACACUUUGGUUAAUAUUUAAAAUCUGAAAAUUGUGUGAGAGCUGGACGACCUAUUGGAAAGUGGUCAUGAUUAUUUGCCCUACCGUUUUCUUGUAGGCUGCAGUUAUCUUGUCCUAUCAUGAGUAUUAACGUGCUUGCAUGUAGUUACCUGUGCCUUUUGUGAUGUUAGAUAAAUGGGAAUUGAAUGUCUUUGCCAAUGGGUGGCUAUAGGAAAUGGGCAUGUGCCAAAACUGCUUCUGAAACUCACGGAUGCGUUGAGCAUGGAUCUUUUUCUCAGUCUUUUUUCUUUAUGUAUAUUACCUCAUUAUAAACAAAUAUUGACUUAAAAUUGUGGAUCAUCAGGCAUAUUUAUGUUGGAGAUAUGUUAAUUAUGAUAAUGUUGCGUUUUAUGCAUGGUAAGAUGGAGAGUAGGCAGUUAGAUUUCUGAAAAUUGAUAGACAUCUGUACAUUAGAUGAUAAUAGACAAAUAAAAGGACCAGCAUGGGUGACAGAAACCCGUUUGAUGAGUUUAUGCAAUAAUGAAAGAUUUGCUGCUUCCACCAACACAGAUCUUCCCUGUCAUACAGUAUUAAUAUCAUAUUUGAUCUGAUGAAUAUUUGGCUGCAAAGUUUUCUCCCUGAAUCCCUGCUCUCUUUGAGAGGAAUCUUUAAAUGUAUAUUUUUGCAUGCUGUUAAGGUCCUUGUAUGCGGGUGGAUGUAAAAAAAAAAUGGAUGUUGGAAAACAAGGAAGGAAAAAAAAAAGUAUAAUGUACCACAACAAAGGGAGCGUAUAUAGUUUGUUAGCUUGUGGUGAGUGGUUGACUAUAUGAUUGUAUUAUUUCUAGAUAGCUUUACAGAGUAAGGUACCUCGUUGAGCUCCAUUCAGAUGCCUUACCACAGAUCCUUAGCUUUUGGAAUCAAAUCAGAACUGGAAAACUGCCAAAGACCCCAUUCAUAUGAAACCUUAGCGUGUGGAUGUUUAUAAAUCUAUUUUUUUCUCGUUUGCCCAAAGACUUAUACAUUUGGCAUCGAUCAUUCUUGUAUUUCGUCAAGCUGUCAAUGUCUUGACAUAAAGGUGAAAUGGUCCUAGUACACGUCCCUGGACGUUGGAUUUUGUGUGUAACACGAGUUUUUGAGCAGGUGCCCUACAGGACCAAAGAUGGAGAAAUGUUUGAAUCCAGCUCCCACAGUUUACAAUGAAAACUGAUCUCUAACUCUGUGGUAGUAGGUUUUUUUUUUUUUUUUUUUUUGAGAACGGAGUCAGGCAGCCAUUUUGUGGGUUGUGAUGACCCAAGUGAGAUCAGUACAGAAAAAGCCACUAUGUAUAACCCCUUUAGAAUUGAUUUGGACAUUUAUUAAAAGUGUAAGUUCUACUUUGAGCGACAAUUUACUUUUUAGGACUGAUACUAUAUGUCAUCUAGAUACUAUCUGGCUCAUUGGACAUUGAAGUCAAUGUUAUCGAACUCGGUGUCUUAGAAUUUCAGAUCAUUGCGAAUUUUUCUGUCUUUUUCUUUCUUGUUCCCCCCCCCCUUUUUUUUUCUUUGGACCUCUGGUCUCUAAUUGUACGGGUUUUGUCACCAUUUCUGGUGUAUUCCAGCUUAUGACUUCUUCCUUACUGGGGAAAAACAGAAAAUGUAAGUUCAGAAUUGUGUGGUCAUAGACCCUUUUAUGAUUGUAUUAUCUUAUUAAAAAAAAGAGAUGUGUACACACAUUAAAACAACUCAGGUAGCUUUGUAGAGAUUUGAGAUUUGAUUAAAAUUCAAUGUUUGUUUCAUACAGUUUGAUAGUGAAUCCUUUGUUAGUUCCUCAUGAGCUUUUGUGUGUUGUUUUGUUGUUAAAAAUGCUGUUAUUAAAUUCCAUGGGAUCCUUUUCAACCAUGUCGCAGUUAAUAGUCAGUGAGGGGGUGAACAAUUCAUAACCUUUACACCUGCAUGUCUCAGUUUUGCAGUCUUUACAAAGUCCUAACUUGAUUUUAUUAAUUUAAACCUCACGUAACUAAAGGUAUUGUUUUGCGCAUAUUAUGAUAAAAGUUUGCGUUCAAAGGCUGCUACAAAAUUCAUUGCCUUUUGUUGAUCAAAAAUGCCUUAAAGCUUGGAAAUUACGUUUUCAAAAACACUGAGGGCAACAGUCUGUCUCAAAAUUAGAAUUAUAGUGAUAAUAGACAUUUAGACUCCAUGUCCCAGCACUGAAAUGUGAUUUUACAUCAAUACUUUCCAAAACCCCUGAAGUUGCAGUGCAUCUAUAAGGCUCGGCUGUGGGACAGGCUAAGCAAAGAGGUGUGAAGAGAUUCGAAGUUCUGAGCUGGAAUCAGUUUUGCCUUUUAAAAUACAACGAUUAGGGUAGAAUCAAAGUAGCAAAUGCUGAUUCCAGGUCAGUUAUCCUCUCAGGUUGGAUUAUUUUGGUUUAGGAGCCCUCUAAGAGGUCCACUAGUCUCUCCAUCUCUUUCUCGGUGUUUCAUUACCCGCACCAUCUAUCACCCCCUCAACCAAAGCAACAGAACAGUCAUUUAUUACUUUCUGAAUAAGGCUGAUGAGACCAUAUGAAAUAUGUAGUGGUCUGCAGUCUUGUUCAGUUGUCUUUGUGGACUUUAAACAUUUCCUAUGCAUUUUGUUCUUUUUUUUUUAAUGUUUGGUUGUUUACGAUUUAAAUAAAGUUGUAUCUCUUGGA
Messenger RNA from Carassius gibelio (silver crucian carp), 7809 nucleotides. Its product is annotated as E3 ubiquitin-protein ligase TRIM71-like. The record is from RefSeq and is a predicted model, not a curated record. Gene Ontology annotation, molecular function: protein binding; ubiquitin protein ligase activity; zinc ion binding. Gene Ontology annotation, biological process: proteasome-mediated ubiquitin-dependent protein catabolic process; protein polyubiquitination. The coding region runs from base 826 to 3288 and encodes 820 amino acids. The transcript has 4 exons. Lineage: Eukaryota; Metazoa; Chordata; Actinopteri; Cypriniformes; Cyprinidae.